AGAAAAAUCUUUAAAAAACCCGCAUCUAUUUUUGUGCAUUUUGUUUUGCUCUGUCGCGGUAGAGUGUUAACAACAAAAAACGUAAUAAAUCAGAAAAAAAAUCUGUACGUGUGUUAUACACACCUAAGUGUCCUGCAGGAAGGACAUCGGAUUCGUUUCACGGUCUGCUACAUGCCCACCCGCUGUUUUUCCGGAUUCACAUUCACGGAUUAUUCCCAAUUGUCGCAUUUCAUCAGCAAGGAAAACAACACGUAGUGUUUUCGGAAAUUUGUCGAAAAAAACAAAAUUCUCACAGAGUUCUCUAAACGAUCUUGAACUAUCUACAAGAUGGGCGAACUCGAGGAGAAGGAAACCCCACCAACUGAGACCACAACCAGCCAACAGGAGGCAUUGGACGAGCCCAAGGAAACCGACAAAAUGCUAGACAAAAAGGAAGACGAUGCCAAGGAGAAGAGUCCCAGUCCACAGACCUCCAAGCCAGCAUCCCCAAACGCCGGCAAGAAAUCCUCUCCGGUGGCGGAAAAGAAAGCCAUCGAAGGUGAAUCGCAAAAGCCCGGAAACGGUGAGGAGAUCAUCGACAUUCCGGCCGAGAAUGGUACCAAGCCAUCGGAAGGUGAUGACAAAAAAAUCAGCAAGGAGGAGCGCGAGGUCAAGCCCAAGAAGAUUCCCAUCGGAGGUCUCAAGCUGCCCGGCUUCUUCAUGAAGAACAAGCCCAAGGCGGAGGGAGACGGUGCCGAGGGUGAGCUGCUCGAAAAAGAGAAGGAGGAGGACAAGGACAAGGAGGCCAAUGGUGAUGCCGCCACCAGCUCGGGAAAAGAUGAGCAGAAACCUCGUCCCGGACUGGGAGAACGUCUUCGUAGCUUCUUUGUGCGAAAACCCGCUGCCGAAAAGGAGAAGAAGCAGCUGGUCAAUGGCGAUGCUGAUGCCAAGUCGGAAGCUACUGCCGAAGCUGCUCCCGCAGAAGAUGGUGCCGAGGCGCCUCCCAAGAGGGGACUCCUGAACGCCAUUAAACUGCCCAUUGCCAACAUGAUUCCCAAAAAGAAGAACAACGACGAUGUGGAAUUGGGACUGGGCAAGGCCGGCCUGGCAUCCAUGGAGACCCUGGACGAUUCCCUCAAGGAUCAGGACACUGUGGAUCGUGCUCCGGUCAAGACCAACGGCACUGAUGAGAUCAAAAGCGAUCUGAAGGACGAGAAGCUGGCCGCUGAACAGAAACUGGCCGCCGAGGAGGAGGAACGUGAGAGACCCGUACCCCUUUUGACCCGCCUGCGUGGCUACAAGUGCAGUGUGGACGAUGCCCUGAUUGUUUUCGGCAUCCUGCUGUUUGUCCUCCUUCUGGCCGUGAUUGGCUAUGUCCUGACCCACGAGACCCUGACAUCGCCUCCUCUGCGCGAGGGACGCUUCAUUGUGGCUGUGACUAGUUGUGGACCCGUCGAGGGCGUGAAGGAGGAUGGAGCCUUUGCCUUCCGUGGAAUCCCCUAUGCCAAGCCACCGGUAGACGGUUUGAGGUGGCGACCAGCCGAACUGGUGGACAGCAUCGAUGGCUGCUGGAACGAUACCUUGCAGACCCACAACAGCAGCGUGGUGUGCACACAGAGACUGGGCAACGGAACUACUGUGGGCGACGAGGACUGUCUGUAUCUGGAUGUGGUCACUCCACACGUUCGUUACACCAAUCCCCUGCCUGUGGUGGUCCUGAUUGGAGCUGAAUCCUUGGCCGGACCGUCGCCUGGCAUUCUUCGUCCAUCGGCCCGCUACUCUCGCUCCCACGACGUCAUCUUUGUGCGUCCCAACUUCCGACUGGGUGUCUUCGGCUUCCUCGCCCUGGAUGCUCUGACCAAGGAGACUCGUCCCCCCACUUCCGGAAACUAUGCUCUGACCGACAUCAUUGCCGUGCUCAAGUGGAUCAAGCUGAACAUUGCGAACUUCGGUGGCGACCCGAAAUCGGUUACAUUGCUGGGUCAUCGCGCUGGUGCCACUCUUGUUACUACCCUGGUGACCUCCAACAAGGUGAAGGACCUCUACACCAGGGCGUGGGCCUCAUCUGGAUCGGCUAUCCUGCCCGGAAGGCCUCUGAGCGUGUCGGAGAAUCUCAACCAGCAGCUGAUGGGCACUUUGGAGUGCGCUGAUGUUGACUGCCUGCGCGAGGCCUCCAGCGAGCGACUGUGGGCUGCCACUCCGGACACCUGGCUGCACUUCCCCGUCGACAUCCCCCAGCCCCCAGAAUUCAACGCCAGCGGUCAGCGACACGAGUGGUUGGUGCUCGAUGGUGAUGUUCUCUACCAACAUCCUUCCGAGUCGUGGAAGAAGGAUCAGCCGACAGACAAGCCCCGGCUCGUUAUGGGAGCCACUGCCCACGAAGCACACACUGAGAAGCUGCGCGAAUUGCACGCCAACUGGACCCGCGAGGAGGUGCGUGCCUAUCUGACAAACUCCCAAAUCGGUGCCAUGGGACUAACGGAAGAGGUGAUCGAGCGCUACAACGCCAGUAGCUAUGCGUCGCUGGUGUCCAUCAUCACAGAUAUUCGCACUGUCUGCCCGCUGCUCACCAACGCGAGACUGCAAGUGAGUGUGCCCUUCUACGUGGUCACCCAAGGCGAGGGCCCGGAUCAGCUGGCCACCGUGGACGCCGAUGUUCAGGCCAUUCUGGGACGCUAUGAGCCCCAUACUGUGGAGCAGCGUCGCUUUGUUUCCGCCAUGCAACAGCUCUUCUACUACUAUGUAUCCCAUGGAACGGUGCAGACCUUCGAGCCCCAGCGACGGGUCAUCAAUGUGGGCCAGGAUGCGCAAUCGCAGGAGGACUUUGAGCCCUGCAACUACUGGAUCAGCAAGGAUAUAGUGCCGCGAUAUGCGCGCGUCGAUUAAGGAAGCCCCAAUCCUAGCCACCCAAUCGCUGAAGAUAUCUUUAAACCUUCGAUACCCAACUGAGGAUUGGUCUAACUAACAGACUAUAACCUUUUUGAAGAUCUCGUUCACUUCAGUGUUUCAAAUCAUGUUCUCCUGGAUGUUUUCUGAUCCAAAAAGGUCCUGGGAGUCAUAGCAUUUGUCAUUCAAUCUUUUGAUAUUCUUUUGAGAAAGUUCUUCUGGAAAAUUUCGAGAAAAUCGCGACUGUUUCCCAAUCCUCAGUUGGCUAGUUCUAGAUCUUCGUUUUUCCCCCGACUUCGUUUCGAGUUUAGUUUAGCCUAAGUGAAUCUAGUGUUUAUAUAUAUAUAAAGAUAUGUCUAUCGGAUUACUGUACAUUUAGUUCUCUUGCAGUUUAAGUUUAAGUUCUGUAAGCUGACUCCAUACGUCUCGACAUUACGUAUAUUUGCUAAUCUUAACUUUAAUAAAUACACACAAAUCACACACAGACACAAAAAACACAAAUAAAACACAACAAAAUAUACAAAAUUAUACUUGAAAAGUAUAGAUCUGCGUCUUUCAACUACCCGACAACACUAAUCUAUACGAAUAACUAUGCUAUAAAACCCAUAUACAACUAUAUGUAGGAGCACAGGCCACAUAUAAAAUAGAAACAAAACCAGCAAAACGACCAACGAUUUAACGUUUUUUGAUACAAUUUUUACAAUACUCAAGACUUGAAGGACUCCUCCAGGAAGUAAACCGAAUUCAUUUAGACUUAGUUAGAUGGCCGCUUUGAGAACGAGCAAUUUUCCAAAUAUUACAAAAAUGUUGAAAACAUUUCGAGAGACUGUCCGGAAUGAAUUUAUUCAUCUAUUCGCUCAUUCCCACAAAAAAAUAACUUCACUUAGGAGGCAUCUAUAAAUGCGCAUAUAUAUGUAUUUAAACACAGAAAGGAUAUUGUAUGGAUAACACAUUUUUGUAUAGCUUUAUAUGUAUAUUAUUAAUCGAACCAACAUUUUCUAUUGUUUUUUUUUUUACAAAAACUUAAUCACAACCGACUACGACAAACAUUCAAAAUUGAAAUCCAGAAUCAAAAUCGGAACAUGAAGUACAUUAAAUUUAUGUUCAGAGAAAACUUGUACGCAAGAUGUUUAAAAAUAAAUGGAAAAUAUGAAAACUUA
Molecule: messenger RNA, 4025 nt
Organism: Drosophila bipectinata
Lineage: Eukaryota; Metazoa; Arthropoda; Insecta; Diptera; Drosophilidae
Gene: Nrt
Product: Neurotactin
Source: RefSeq, a predicted model, not a curated record